Messenger RNA from Ceraceosorus guamensis, 360 nucleotides. RefSeq lists its product as hypothetical. Bases 157 to 312 code for a protein of 51 amino acids. The record is from RefSeq and is a predicted model, not a curated record. The transcript has a single exon. Lineage: Eukaryota; Fungi; Basidiomycota; Exobasidiomycetes; Ceraceosorales; Ceraceosoraceae.
CUUGCGCCGAAUUGGUGCUGAGCGACGCUAGGUAGGAGGAUAAGGCUGCUCCGCUUAGCGAAGAGGGCACCGUCGCUGCUGUGACUGCGAGAUUUGGUGAGAGGGCAUGAUGUGCAGAUGUGGAUAUGUGGAGCUGAGCAUGGAGAUGGCUGUAACAUGGGGCAUAUCUCUGAUAUUCGAUGGAAGGACUCACCACUCGAACUGGUUCCUAGCGGCGUGAUCUGCGCUGUGGAUGUGGUGGGCGCUACUGUGAAGGUGGGAUUUUCUAUUCAUAGCGGGUUCAGAGUCGAGAGGGUCAGUAAAGAGCGUUAGCGGACAUUUGAAUGCUGCGAUAAUGGGGCCACAUCUUUGCGCGCGGAA